CAGGGGUUCAGGUCUCCAACAACAGAACCAGAGGCACUCAGCAACGCUGGAACCCAUUUGGGGGGGCCUGGGGCCCCUCAUCCCAAGCCAGGAGGGCUUCGGGGGAGGGGUGCAGCCCCUGGCAGACGUGCGGUGUGGCCCAGGGGGCUGGGGGGUGCCAGGAAGGCUGGGGCGAACCUCGAAAGGGGAGGCACGAGUGCGGUUCUCUUUCCCCUGCUGGGGGGGCCUCGGGGCCUGCGGCGGAGGGGGGCCAGGCGGCUUCGGAGGCAGAGCCUGUGGGGCAGGGGCGGUGGCAGGGUGGUGUCUGGCGGCAGGGGCACCAUGGCCACCAUCCAGUCGGAGACUGACUGCUACGACAUCAUCGAGGUGCUGGGCAAGGGCACUUUCGGGGAGGUGGCCAAAGGCUGGCGGCGAAGCACCGGUGAGAUGGUGGCCAUCAAGAUCCUCAAGAACGAUGCCUACCGGAACCGAAUCAUCAAGAACGAGCUGAAGCUGCUGCGCUGCAUGAGGGGCCUGGACCCCGAGGAGGCCCACAUCAUCCGCUUCCUGGAGUUCUUCCACGACGCCCUCAAGUUCUACCUGGUCUUCGAGCUGCUGGAGCAAAACCUUUUCGAGUUCCAGAAGGAGAACAACUUCGCGCCUCUCCCCGCCCGCCACAUCCGCACGGUCACCCUGCAGGUGCUCAGGGCCCUGGCCCGGCUCAAGGAGCUGGCCAUCAUCCACGCCGACCUCAAGCCUGAGAACAUUAUGCUGGUGGACCAGACCCGCUGCCCCUUCAGGGUCAAGGUGAUCGACUUCGGCUCGGCCAGCAUUUUUAGUGAGGUGCGCUACGUGAAGGAGCCGUACAUCCAGUCGCGUUUCUAUCGGGCGCCCGAGAUUCUGCUGGGGCUGCCCUUCUGUGAGAAGGUAGAUGUGUGGUCACUGGGCUGUGUCAUGGCCGAGCUGCACCUGGGCUGGCCGCUCUACCCCGGCAACAACGAGUACGACCAGGUGCGCUACAUCUGUGAGACCCAGGGCCUGCCCAAGCCCCACCUGCUCCACGCCGCCCGCAAGGCCCACCACUUCUUCAAGCGCAAUCCUCAUCCAGAUGCCGCCAACCCCUGGCAGCUCAAGUCCUCUGCUGACUACCUGGCCGAGACCAAGGUGCGCCCCCUGGAACGCCGCAAGUACAUGCUCAAGUCGCUGGACCAGAUCGAGACGGUGAACGGUGGCGGAGCCGCCGGUCGGCUGACCUUCCCGGACCGAGAGGCGCUGGCGGAGCACGCGGACCUCAAGAGCAUGGUGGAGCUGAUCAAGCGCAUGCUGACCUGGGAGUCGCACGAGCGCAUCAGCCCCAGCGCCGCCCUGCGCCACCCCUUCGUGUCCAUGCAGCAGCUGCGCAGCGCCCACGAGACCACCCGCUACUACCAGCUGUCGCUGCGCGGCUGCCGCCUCUCCCUGCAGGUGGACGGCAAGCCCGCCACGCCCGGGGUGGCGGCCGCCGAAGACGGGCCCCCCUACUACUGUCUGGCGGAGGAGGAGGAGGCCGUGGGCAUGGGCGGUGUGGUGGGCGGCGGGCCCUUCUUCCGGGAGGAGAAGGCACCGGGCAUGCAGCGGGCCAUCGACCAGCUGGACGACCUGAGUCUGCAGGAGGCGGGCCGUGGGCUGUGGGGCGAGGCCCCCGACGUGCUGGCCCCACUCAAGGUGGCUGCGGCUGGCCGCCGGGUGCCCGACUCGGGCCCCGAGCCCAUCCUGGCCUUCUACAGCAGCCGUCUGGCUGGCCGCCACAAGGCCCGCAAGCCCCCCACAGGCUCCAAGUCCGACUCCAACUUCAGCAACCUCAUCCGCCUGAGCCAGGCCUCCCCCGAGGACGACGGGCCCUGCCGGGGCAGCGGCUGGGCAGAAGGAGAGCACCGCGGGGCCUCCGCUGAGCCGCCCACCAUCCCACAGCGGGAUGGGGAUGGGCCGGACAUCAAGGACAUGACCAUGGAGGCUGAGAGGCCAGACUCUGAGCUCUUCGACCCCAGCAGCUGUGCUGGGGAAUGGCUGAGUGAGGACUGGACCCUGGAGGGCAUGAGGGGCCCUCGGGCUCAGGGCCUCCCGCCACGCCACGUCCACCCGCACGGUCAGCCCCGGGCCACCAGCCUUCUGCAGCAUGUUGGCGGGCACCACUGACGGUGACCCCACCCCUGCCAGUCACCAGGGGCUGUGCUAGCUGGGCUGGCAUCCCCUCAGAGCCACUCCCUGAAUCCAAAAAUUAUUCUUACAGAAAGAUAGUUAUCCUUCUCCCCGCCCACGGCGUAUACCUGCACACACUCCCUGAACACAAGAGGGCCUUGGUGUCUGGCCCGUGGCCCCCUCGGCCAGAGGGACGCAGGAAGGAAGGGGACUGUACCCCGCUGGCCCUGAGCACGUCCUCGGCCCCUCUCGGCCCUGUUGCCUCUGCCUAUUCCAAUAAAAACCUGUUCA
Messenger RNA from Pteropus alecto (black flying fox), 2448 nucleotides. It is a transcript of the gene HIPK4, whose product is annotated as homeodomain interacting protein kinase 4. The coding region runs from base 322 to 2154 and encodes 610 amino acids. The transcript has 4 exons. Lineage: Eukaryota; Metazoa; Chordata; Mammalia; Chiroptera; Pteropodidae. The record is from RefSeq and is a predicted model, not a curated record. Gene Ontology annotation, biological process: peptidyl-threonine phosphorylation; peptidyl-serine phosphorylation. Gene Ontology annotation, molecular function: ATP binding; protein serine/threonine kinase activity; protein tyrosine kinase activity. Gene Ontology annotation, cellular component: cytoplasm; nucleus.